AUGUUGAACGAGCUCCUAGAGGGCCCUAAAAGCCCGUUGCUCGACGUUCAAUCGGUUCAUAAAGUGCUGAAUUCUAUACCAGCGAGCCUAGGAGAUCUCUACUCCCAUAUGUUGAAUGACCAUUCAAUCCGUGCGAGCGUGCCUCAGAAGCGCCAGGAGCUCAUCCUGCGACUGGCCACUCAUGCUACCCGUCCUCUGCGACUGCUAGAGAUUGCAACUGUAUUGGAUUUCCUUGGUACGCAGGAGAGCCAGAUCACGCAAGGAAACGUCAAGCAUCUCACACGUAUGUCCUGUGGGCCAUUAUUGGAGAUCCUUCCCGAUGAAACUGUGUCUGUUUUCCACCAUUCCUUUACCGAGUUCCUCAUGGAUGGUGCAAGGACCGACCGUGCAAGGACGAACAGUAUAGACUUUCCAGUCAUCGAUGCAGUCGAGACUAACCAUUUUAUGGCACUAGUCUGCGUGCGAUAUCUACUUUUUGGCGGUCUGACCACCUGGAAACUUCAAGAGGUCUCUUGUAUACAUCGUGACCCGUGGAAGGAUAUGCAACUUGCCCAGUUAGACUUUCCUUUCAUAGAAUACGCUGCGUGCAACUGGUAUAUUCACGUCUCGCGCCUGCCGGAAGUCAAUGGUGAACUGUUGGAACUGCUCAACACGUUCACGAAAACCGAGAACCCAUCGUUUCAGGCCGUUGUUGAGCUGGUAAUGAAGAUUGGCCACGAACCUGUCUCAGUUUGUCCUCUUCACGUUUGCGCCUGGGGACAUAUAACCAGCUACGCCAAGGCUCUGAUUCAGUCUGGACAUGACUGUAAUGCCCUCGAUGGGCAGAAGAUGACCCCGCUAGCCAGAGCCGUCAUCAAAGGCCUACCAGAUAUGGUUGCUUUUCUACUAGAGCAUGGUGCCAACCCGAAUCCCGACGUAGAUUGCAAUGGCAAAAUUCCACUUCACUAUGCUGCAGAGCGCAACGAUUAUCAAGUUGUUAAACUUCUACUAGAGGCUGGUGGCAAUCCACUUAUACAUCGAUCAAGCAAGUAUGACCCACCGCAAUGUGUCAUCGGUUAUGAUCCCGAAAGACAUAAGACACCAUUGGAAUAUGCAUGCCAGGCGGGUGCUGUCGAGUCUGUUCGAGCAAUGCUGUCGCAUCUGACAAUCGAAGAUCUCAAGUUGGCCCUGUGUUGCUCGAUUAUGGCUCGUCAACUGAAAAUUAUCAAGUUGUUCAUUAAUCUGCCUGACAUAAAGGUGGCGGAAAACAAAUUCACUCAAAAAUGCCUGAUUCUGGCGGCGGAGACCAAAGAUCCUCAGAUUCUGCGACUGUUUCUUGAUCUUGUUGACACAUCGGACGAUGAUUCUUGGCUAAACACUCUCUUACUAAGGUUCUGCGAAUCACUAAGCCGGAUUUCUCGAUGGGGACUUGAUUCAACUGAGGAUCAAUUGACAUCAUGCCUCGACCUGAUACUUCAAAACGGAUGUGACGUGAACGCGCGGGGGACGAUUGGUCAAACUGCCCUGCACGAGUGUGUCACAGCACGAGCUCCCUCCUUGGUGGGUAAACUGCUCGAGUGUGGAGCAGAUGUACAUGCGACGGAUCGGAUUGGCAACACACCUCUGCACCUCUUGGAUCCAGAUGAGCAACACUCUAAGACAUCAAGGCCGAUUCUCCAUGCCUUGAUGAACUCCGGAGCCCAGUUGGACGUGGGAAAUAUCAACGAGCGUGGCGAUGCACCUCUUCUCGCCUGGUGCAAACGAAAAUCACUUAUCAAUAAAUUCGAUGUAGACCUGUUACGGCCAUAUGUUAAGGACUGGAACAUAUCUGAUAGCGAAGGAAAUACGCCAAUUCAUCUGUUGGUGAGAGCAAAUGUGGGCAAAGAAACCCUUAAGAAAGUGGUGGAGCUGGGAGCGGACCCAAACUGGCGCAAUUAUGAGGGGAUUUACACCACUGUAUUAUACGCGAAGCGGCGCACGCCAUUUCUGCGGACCAUAAUCACUCAUAGGCAGUCUAAGGAGUUGUCCUCGUGGCUGGAAUUCGGCCCUGAUCUGCAUGCGACUGACUAUGAGGGCAAUGGAGCCCUGCAUCUGCUUUGUGAAAACAAUCGCCGUACCGAGAGCCUCCGUAUGUUGCUUGACGCUGGGGUCAACCCCAACCAUCGCAAUCACCGGGGUGAUACGCUCUGGCACACCUUUAUACGAUAUGCACUACAGUGGAAAAGUGACAACCUGGUCUCGACUGUGUAUCUACUGCGCCGGGCGGAAGUUAAUCUGGCAGCGAAGAACCACGAGGGUCAAACCCUGUUGCAUUGCAUGUGUGGUGCUGACACGCUCCAACCCAGUUUAGCACCUGGUGGUAAGAGACAUAUUGAUACCAAGAAACUACUUAAUGCCUCGAAUAACCCCAUUGAUCGCCUACCUGCAGUGGAGGUCAAUGACAUGAUUGAGGUGGAAGACCACCAAGGGCAACGACCUAUCCACCUUGCUGCUGCUUGUUCGGAAGCUCUAGUGGGAUGGUUGAUCCGUCGAGGAGCAACUGUCACUAGCAGGACACACCAGGGACGAAAUCUAUUGCAUAUCGCGGCGGAGGCGAAAGCAAGUAACUCCAUUGGGCUUAUUCUGGAGAACUACAAGCAUGAACAACAGCGAAAGAUGGCCGUUAAUGAGGCCGAUAAGGAUGGUCGCACGCCGUUGCAUAUCGCGUGCCGCGCAGGUCGUUUAGAAAGUGUGAUAUUGCUUCUUGAAGCCGGAGCUGAUGUUACCCUCGCGGAUAAGGAACGGGAGACCCCAUUGCAUGCAUGUGCGCAUUUCAACAGACAGCAUAUGGUGUUCGAUGACAACGAGACCUUGAGGGUGACAGAGAUCAUUCAACUGCUUCUUGAAAAAGAUGCUGAUCCGGUUGCUGAAGAUAACUUGCACCGAACACCUUUAGAGUUAGCUGUGCUUAUGGCGAACGCCGAAAUGGCCGUCACCUUGGCUGAUACAUUUCCCAGUACUCCGCAACAACCUCGGCCAAGUGCAGCACAGCUGUAUCUGACUGCUCGUAAUGAUAACGUCGACCUCCUGGUAGACAAACUGAUGAAGACACCAUUCGGGACGACUCCAGAUUUCAACCACCUGCUGCUAAUGGCUCGUAAUGGGAACGAUGAAGCCCUGAGAAUCAAAUUGCAGAAAACUCCUCCAUACUGGACGAUUCGAGACUUCGAACAGCUACUGAAACUGGGAGGCUACUCUGUAUUAGAACGACUUAAUGCGCGACGCGCGAAGAUGACCGGGGAGUAUGGUUCAAACGUCCGCUGCUUAGACGCCCACAGAAGAGACAUUCUUAUAUCUUUGGCCCGGUGGGGCUUUGUCGACUUGUUUGAGAAAAUUGGAAGGAUGCGACAGAACCAAAACUCUGAUUGGAUUAAUGGGAGUCUAUCUCGGCCAUACAAACCUCAUGAAGACAUCUUGCCGUUCAUAUUCACUGUGGCGUCACGUUCACUCCCUAGUAUGGAACUGUUACGAAUUAUUGUCGAAACUUUCAAUGCUGAUGUGAACGUUCGGACGUAUCAAACCAGAUAUAUACCUUCUCUUGGAGAAUAUUCAAAGGACACACCAGAUCGCAGCGUUUUACACAUCCUUGCGGUCGGGGAGUACUGGUGGCAGACUGAGGCGAUCCAAUAUUUACUACAACACGGUGCAGAUAUGGCAAUGCGUGAUGCCGAAGGCCGCACACCUCUUCACGUCGCGGUGACUGGUGGAUAUCGUCGACUGGAGAUAGCUCGUGUGUUACUCGAACAUGGCGCAGAUCCCAAUGCAUUGGAUCUGAAGGGGGUGACACCACUGGGAUUCGCAGCGGAAAGCCCCGAGAUGGUUCAAUUACUCCUUCAGCACGGUGGGAAGAUCGAGCUCGGCUCCAAGCCCGUCCUCUUUGAAGCCAUCACUGUCCAGGCUAUCGAUACCGUCCGCGUUAUUGUUGAAAGCGGAUUUGAUAUCCAGGAGCCCUUCAAACAUUCACUAGCAGAGCUAGAUACUUAUGAAAAAGCAAAAUCUAGACACCACCUAGGCUCCAGCGCCGAAGCAGUUAGCAGAGCAGAAGAGCAACGUCAAGGCGAACUACACCUCCUGCUUGGUCGCCCCCUCCACUACGCUGCUCAUAGGCGUUUUAACAAAGUUGCCGAACGUCACAAAGCUGUUGCUAUAGUUGAGCUAUUAUUAGCACACGGGGCGGACCCCUGGCUUGUAUCUGGUGAUAAGACGACAACAAUUAUCCACGACGUGCUUCACCAAGGUGGAAUUGUUGAGCCCUUUCUUGCGUUGUCCCAUUUGGAGUUGGAAAAACGGGACGGCCUCGGCCGGACGCUGUUGAUGGCCGCCUGUGAUGGUAGCAAGAAAUACUCAACCGGAAUGGGACAGGAUUUCAAUGACCCAGAACUGCACCUCUCAGGGUCAAUGCAAAAAAGACACUCCGUAGAGCGGCUGUGCGAAAUGGGUGCCAACAUCUCGGCAUCAGACAAGACUGGCAAGAAUGUGGCGCAUUUACUCGUCGCAACCGGACAAAGUUUGAUGAAAGAGGUACUGCCUGUCCUAGUGGCCAAGUUUCCGGACUUGGUCCUUCAAAAGAAUCAACAAAUGGAGACGCCGCUUCAUCUGGCCGCAAAAGAUCAUCAAUGGGACACGGUACGGAUACUGCUUGAUGUUGGGGCGGACCCUCUGACUCCCGAACCUAAGGGUAACACAAUCCUUCAUUAUCUGGCUCGUUGCUUGCGUGACGAAAGGUAUCUGCAUCCUACAAUGGGCUUCCGUAGAUCUCGUGGACAAAGCUUGGACAUUAACACGUGGAAAGAAACGACAAUUUGGAAGGAUUUUUCACGGCUUCUCGAUCAGGGAGUAGAUAUCAACACGCGGAAUGACAAUGGCGAAACACCUAUAUUCGAAUAUGUCCGGGGCCUAGCGUGCACGCAGUCUCUACACAGUCCUAUAACGGACUCCUUGGUCGCUGCCGGGGCAGAUAUCCUAGUGCGCAACCACGAGGGAGAGUCUUUGUUGCAUGUAGUGGCCAAAUUGCCAUGUAAUGCCUGGUUUGGGAAGUGCCAAUGCAAAGGCGAAUUUGCAGAGCCUUUCAUGUAUUUGAUGGAACAAGGAUUGGAUCCCUUUCAAGAGGAUACGAAACAGCGGACGCCAGUGGACGUUGCCGCCGCCUAUGGGAGAGAAGGCAUUUUAGCAUUGUUCAAGAAAUAG
Molecule: messenger RNA, 5205 nt
Organism: Talaromyces marneffei
Lineage: Eukaryota; Fungi; Ascomycota; Eurotiomycetes; Eurotiales; Trichocomaceae
Exons: 3
Coding region: 1-5205 (1734 amino acids)
Biological process (GO): protein localization to ciliary inversin compartment
Cellular component (GO): ciliary inversin compartment
Molecular function (GO): protein binding
Source: RefSeq, a predicted model, not a curated record